AUCACUUUUUCAUACAGCAAUUAUCAAAACAUCUAAUUAAACGAGAUGCAUCUGAAAACAGUUUGAAUGACAAUAACAACAUUGUGUGCGCCACUGAUGAUGACUGCACUGCUAAUCGACAGCACCUAAUGAACACCAUAUGUCGGGCACAACGGUGUGUCUGUAGGGAUGGUUAUACCAAAACUACUGGUAGUAGUACUACUACCGGUGCUGAUGACACAAACAACAUCUGCAUCGAGAUUAGGGCUAUCAAUGAUGGACACAAUCACAGCACAAACAAUACGGGAACCGGUGAUGAAGUGGUCAGUGGUGUCGGUGGUACUGCCGAUGACGAUAACAAACCCAAAGAAAAAUCCAAUGGCAGCCAUAUGUUGCCCAUAAUGAUAGUGUUGGGCAUAAUGUUUAUCGGGAUGUGUGUGGCACUCAACUUGUUUAGCCGUGCCCGAUUUCGUGAGUCCCGGAGCGGCAUAUUUGCCAAACCCCGACUAAUUAAGUUUAACAACAAUACGACCACCAGUGGUGGCGGCGGCGGCGGCAGCGGUAAAAAACGGCGUACCAGUCCUCCCGGUGCCAAUAUUAUGGUUGAUACUACUGGCCAAGGUGGUGAUGAUGAUAAUGGCCAGGGAGGUAGCGGUAUUGGUGGUGGUGUAGGUGUGGGCGGUCUACCAAAAAACGGAGCCUAUGUUUCGGUAGCACUUGAAUAG
This is a messenger RNA of Oppia nitens, 704 nucleotides long. RefSeq lists its product as uncharacterized. The transcript has 4 exons. Bases 129 to 704 code for a protein of 191 amino acids. The record is from RefSeq and is a predicted model, not a curated record. NCBI's taxonomy places the organism in Eukaryota, Metazoa, Arthropoda, Arachnida, Sarcoptiformes, Oppiidae.